GGCUGCGCGGAGGAGGCGGCUUCCCCGGCCAGGGGCGGCGGCAGGGGCGGCCCUGGGAUCACAUGGGCGGAGGCAGGUCCCGGAGCCCCGGGCGGGCUCUCCCCAGAGUCGGGCAGACGGCGGCGGCGGCGGCGGCGGGAGCGGCGGCGUCUCCUCGCCUCCCUCCUUCCUUUUCCUUCCCUCCCGGGCCUGACCGCCCAGCCCGACAGGUGAGCGGGAGCCAGGUAUGGCGCUGACGGUGGAUGUGGUGGGGCCAGCGCCCUGGGGCUUCCGCAUCUCCGGGGGCAGGGAUUUCCACACGCCUAUCAUAGUGACCAAGGUAACCGAGAGGGGCAAGGCUGAGGCUGCUGACCUCCGGCCUGGUGACAUUAUUGUAGCCAUCAAUGGGGAGAGUGCAGAGGGCAUGCUUCAUGCCGAGGCCCAGAGCAAGAUCCGCCAGAGCCCCUCACCCCUGAGGCUGCAGCUGGACCGGUCCCAGGCUGCCUCUCCCGGGCAGACCAAUGGGGAAAGCUCCGUGGAGGUGCUGGCCACUCGCUUCCAGGGCCCCAGGAGAACGCACAUAGACAGCCAGUCCUCCCUGCGGUCACCUUGCUCCAGCCCGGCCUCCCUCAGCCCCCGGCCAGGCAGCCCCUUCUCUACCCUGCCCACCAGCAGCCCACACGCCCUCACUGGAGAGGCUGUGACCAGUCACAGUUUCCAGAGCCUGACCCACUCCCCGGCACUCGCUGCUGAGGACCACUUGUCCUAUGGGGGUCGCCCCGGAAGCCGACAGGCCGGCCUCGGCCCCGCUGGCGACUCGGCUGUGCUGGUGCUGCCGCCACCGCCACUGCCUUCCCCAGGUCCCCGUUCUUCCAGCCCCAGGCUCAGUGUGGCCUCUGAAGGGGAAAGCCAUCUCCUAAGAGAGGACUCAGAAGUCUUCAAGAUGCUGCAGGAAAAUCGUGAGGCGCGGCUGCCCCCCCGGCAGUCCAGCUCCUUUCGGCUAUUGCAGGAGGCCCUGGAGGCUGAAGAGAGAGGUGGCAUGCCUGCCUUCGUGCCCAGCUCGCUGAGUCCCCAGUCCGCCCUGCCCACCUCCAGGGCCCUGGCCACCCCACCCAAGCUCCACACGUGUGAGAAGUGCAGCGCCAGCAUCGCGAAUCAGGCUGUGCGCAUCCAGGAGGGGCGGUACCGCCAUCCCGGCUGCUACACCUGCGCCGACUGUGGGCUGAACCUGAAGAUGCGCGGGCACUUUUGGGUGGGGGAUGAGCUGUACUGUGAGAAGCACGCCCGCCAGCGCUACUCCACACCCCUGACCCUCAGCUCCCAGGCCUGAGUGCCCGCCCUCCACUCUGCGGGCACCUCCACGCCAGGGCUGUGCAGUUGGCAUGGGAAGGCGAUGGGGGUUGGUGGGUUCCCUUCCUCCUCGCUGGGACAAGGACCUGCCUGUGCUGUGCCUCUGCUUGGAUACUCUCACUUCCUUCCCCCUGCUGGACAGGCUCUGCACCGAAGUCUGAAGUGGGCACUGCAUUGGGCGUCUCUGUGCCAUAGGGGUUGAGCAGGUUGUUAGGUGGAGAUAAAUAUCUAGGAGAGGGGUGGGCCAGACGCUCCAGGUAUUCACUGUGUAAAGUUUUCAACAUAGGAGCACUAUAAAUAUAUACUAAGCAUGGACAAAAUAAAGUAGGUGCCCCUCUUUUCUCUCCUCCCCUGACCCAGCCCCUGGGGAUGAGCCUCUUCCCUACCACUGGGUAGAGUCUUUAUAUAGGUAUUUUUUUCCUCUUGAUUCCCCCUGCCUCAAACUCCCUGCCCUACCAGAUGCUUCACCAGGUGACAUCCCCUACCGAAGGGGCUUGCUCCUUUAUUUUUACAUUUAUUAUUUUUUCUAAUGGAGGCACUGGGGAUUGAACCCAGGACCUUGCGCAUGUUAAGCACACACUCUACCACUGAGCUCUUCCCGGGCCUUUUUGUAAAGAUACCUGUUCUGUUGGGAUGGUCCCUGGUAGAGGGAGCCUGGAGAGGGACAGGGAUGCUACAGGGCCGGCAGUAAACAGGAGGCAGGCUCGGAGCCCCCUUCUGUCCAGGCCCGUCUCGGGGAGACAGUCAUGCUCCGCAGGCACCAGCUGGGCUGGCGUGAUGUGCCCCUCACUCUACCAGGUGUGGAUGCUACCAGGACCCCUGCUGCCUUACCCAGAGGAGCUGGGUGGGCAGGAGAGGAGGCCACAUCUGGACGACUUCCUGUACUCACCUGAGGCUGUCUGCACCCAUUUGAGAAAGAUCACCCCCAGAAAUAACCUUGGACAGGGUUGCAAGUUAGCCUUGCCUGGGAGGGCCAACCCAGCAGUGCACCCUCCCUGAGGACCACCACCCACCAUGGGCCUCGCCUCCAAGCCGGGGAUGGUCUGCCUGCCCCUUCCCUGGGAGCUCCAGCUGACUUCAUUGGUGGCAGUGGCCCCCUGCCAGAUUUUUGGCUUGAUUCACCCAUAAUCCCCAGUCCUAAUCCCAGAGGCCAUGUCAGAAAGGGGAAUGGGUGCUGCUGGGGGCCCGAGACCCACCCUGUCCCCCAGUCAGCCUGAGGGAAAGAUCAAAGCUGGGCUUCAGUGGGUGACUUUGUGAUGUCUAUUUUUGGAAGGAAUCUUGGUGGAGACUGUGUGCUGCCUCCUCAGGCACCAGGACAUAAUUUACACCUUGAUGUAAUUGUUUCACCUUUUGCCUGAAUGGCUGCCUUUAUUUUCAUAGGAAAGAUCAAGGGUGUCUGGUUCAGGAGCUGUCAGGUCAGAAAGUCUGGUCCCAAGUGGGAUGGGCUCCUUGGCGCCACCUAGUGUUAGGCAUAGCCUUUGGCGGGGAGAAUGCUCACAAAAGGGGAUUGAUUCACCCCUACUUAAAUUCGUGGGUCCUGGCACAGUGGAAGUAGAGAGAGCACUUUUCUUUCUUCCUAAAGACACUAGUCACCUGGCAGUGACUGAGCUGGCAUGAGUGAAAUAAAGCUACAUGGUAGCGAGCACAAAGAGCUUGUGUGGAACACACAGGAGCGUCCUGAGAGUUCAGAGCUGGGGCCGUGGGUGUGAGAGGAUGAACAAGACAUGGACAGAUGCAGGAGAGAAAUGCAGAGUGAGGGGGUGAGUGCAAGUGGGGUGCUCAGUUUAGGGCAGCAGCUGAAGGGGAAACUGAGAUAAGAUUGGAAAGGAAGAUGGGAGCCUUGAAUGCUGGAAGAUAUGGUUUGAACUUCACCUUGAAGUUCUGGGGACACUUUGAAAAUUUUCAGCAGGGAAGUGACAGGUUGAAAAAGGGUGGGCUGGAAUAUUGAUACAGUCAGAUCCCCACCUGUAAUAACCAUGCAGGCCGAGCAGUGCUCUAAGGAAUGGAGAACAAAUGGGGAGUGGACACAUGUGAAACAGGCAGGCCAGUGAGUUGUUGAAUGCCUUUCCAUGGCUGGAUGAGUUCAAGGUAAAAUCCACCUCUCUAAUUGUGGCAGCCAGCUCUCCUCCCUGGGGCCCGAGGGUUUCAACAUCAGAGCUCUUUGCAGCCAGCCCCAGCUUGGGGGCGAACUUCUUCCACUUCUUCCGAAGCUGGGGUUAUUAGGCUGAGGAUGGAACAAAGAGCCUGAGUCCUGGAUUUCUGGCUUACCCUGGGGUGUUUUUGACCCCCAUCCCCAGAGGCAGCCUUCCAGCCACAAGGGAGGUCCCCACAGCUUCCAGCCAUCUCUAGUCUGGCAGGAGCUGCCCCAGGCUCUAGGAUUUACCCUUCCUCCCAUGGUGCUUAGCUCGGUGCUGAGCUUGCAGGAAAUGUGCUUCCUGAAGCUGGGACUUCCCCAUGGAGGCUGAGAGCAGUGGGCAUCCCUGGCCUCAGCCUGAGGGGUGACUUUGCUGGGGCUGCCGUGUGUCUCAGGAACUCACAGCAGCCGCUCCCUCCUCGAGUACGCAGUGAGCGGGACAGCUGUGUGGCCCCUUCCAUUCCUCAAAGGAAGAUGGUUCUCCUCCAGUGGAAGGCAGGAUGAAAAAGGGACUGCAGAGGGGGUCAUGCAGGCCACAGGACCGUCUGGGCAGUGAAGACCUGGCCUAGCUUUGGGCACGGGGCUGCCAGUCAGGGCAGCAGAAGGUAAAUGAGAGGGCAGCAUGUAGCCCCUGGCAAGGGGGAUCCCAGUCACCGGAGGGCUCCAGCAUAUCUGCACACGGAGGGGUAGUGGCCCAGAGGGGAGUGUGCGUUGUGUAUGUGUGUGGUUUGAGCCCACACUGAGCCUCAUGCUGAGACGCCGCAUUCCUGCUGGCCGGGCUUCCUGCUUCAGAUGCCUUCCUGCCCCAGAGUCACCACGGAGACUGCUUGGAAUCUGGCCCCACAUUCUCCAAAUUCAGGACAAGAUCUGGCAAAGUCUCCCUCCCUUUACCUCCCACCCUCUCACUUUGUAGGGAGGAAGCCACCUGACCGGCCAGCCCUCCUCCCCUCCUCUCCGGAGAGGCCCAGGGUGGGAUCUGCAGGGCCUGUCGGAUUUGAAUAAAGCAAUUUCUCCUGGCGGGGCAA
Camelus dromedarius (Arabian camel) is the source of this 4488-nucleotide messenger RNA. It is a transcript of the gene PDLIM2, whose product is annotated as PDZ and LIM domain 2. Gene Ontology annotation, biological process: muscle structure development; heart development; actin cytoskeleton organization. The transcript has 10 exons. The record is from RefSeq and is a predicted model, not a curated record. Gene Ontology annotation, cellular component: adherens junction; stress fiber; filamentous actin. Lineage: Eukaryota; Metazoa; Chordata; Mammalia; Artiodactyla; Camelidae. Gene Ontology annotation, molecular function: muscle alpha-actinin binding; actin binding. The coding region runs from base 227 to 1309 and encodes 360 amino acids.